AUGGGGUGGUCUGUGGGAGACGGUACCAUGAUUAACGCAUGGAACGAUCCAUGGCUUAGCUCCACGCAACAGCUACGGCCAAUGGGGGAAGCAGUAAAGAAAUGCAAAGAGCUGGAGAUCCAGCGAAUUCGUUGCGAGUCGGAUUCGUCGCAGCUUAUCAAAGCUUUAAACUCGAUUGUAGAACCACCUGAGAUCUAUGGUAUUGUAGCAGACAUUAGGAUAGAGUGUGCUGAUUUUGAGUCUUUUUCUUUUGAUUGGAUUCCUCAUGGAAGGAAUUCUGAUGCUGAUACUUUGGCAAAACAAGCACUAUGCCUUGUAACGGUUGCACAAACCGCUUGA
Messenger RNA from Brassica oleracea var. oleracea, 339 nucleotides. RefSeq lists its product as uncharacterized. Bases 1 to 339 code for a protein of 112 amino acids. The transcript has a single exon. The record is from RefSeq and is a predicted model, not a curated record. Gene Ontology annotation, molecular function: nucleic acid binding; RNA-DNA hybrid ribonuclease activity. Lineage: Eukaryota; Viridiplantae; Streptophyta; Magnoliopsida; Brassicales; Brassicaceae.